Syngnathoides biaculeatus (alligator pipefish) is the source of this 1220-nucleotide messenger RNA. It is a transcript of the gene penka, whose product is annotated as proenkephalin a. The transcript has 3 exons. Gene Ontology annotation, cellular component: axon terminus; plasma membrane; neuronal cell body. Gene Ontology annotation, molecular function: opioid receptor binding. Lineage: Eukaryota; Metazoa; Chordata; Actinopteri; Syngnathiformes; Syngnathidae. The coding region runs from base 113 to 841 and encodes 242 amino acids. The record is from RefSeq and is a predicted model, not a curated record. Gene Ontology annotation, biological process: sensory perception; neuropeptide signaling pathway; chemical synaptic transmission.
GAGACAAAAGAAGCAGAGAAAGGAUUGCAGGAUCCUGGACUGGGCUGUUGAGGAUAGUCUGGUGGAGGUUUUCCCCGAAAACGAACUGCUGCUUUCUGGAUCUUCCAUCGCCAUGGGUUUCCGUGCAGACCGCAGCAGGGUUUGGAUGUUGCUCCUGGGAGCAUGUGUGUCGCUGGUAGUUGGAACCGACUGUGGAAAGGAUUGCACUCUCUGUGUCUACCAUUUGCUUGUACAACACUCUGGUUUCCCUACUUUGACAUGCUCACUUGAGUGUGAUGGUGAGUUGGACAGUGACAAGCUCCACCUCUGCUGGGGCAUCAUACGCGACGAAGCAAGCCAUUUUCCUUUUGAUGGGGUCCAAGAAGAAUUUGAGACAACUGGCAUCAUUCCAACUCAUAACGAGGAUGCAUCAUCACCAGGACACCAGCUGGCCAAGAAAUACGGGGGCUUUAUGAAGCGUUACGGUGGAUUCAUGUCUCGCAGUUCUUUUUCAGAGCGGUUGUUAGCUAAUUCCGUAAAUCAAGAUGAGGAAGAAAAAAUACGUCUGGAGAUCCUAAAGAUCCUUAAUACAGUGUCUGAGCAUAGCAGAGAGGGGGGCAUUCAGGAUCGUGAGAGUGUAAAGCGGUACAGAGGGUUUUUAGGGCGUGCUGAUGAUGGGGAGGUACAAGGUGACAUGCUGGAGGCUAUGUUAGGUCGUGGGUUGCGAAAGCGUUAUGGAGGGUUCAUGAGGCGUGUGGGCAGGCCUGAGUGGUUACUGGACAGCAACAAGAAUGGGGGAGUAUCAAAGCGUGCAUGGGAAAAUGGUGAGCUACAGAAAAGGUAUGGUGGGUUCAUGGACUAGAAUCCAAAGUUAAAACCUUAUUGACUUCAGACACAUAUAAUCAAAUCUACUUAAUCAAGCAUUUAUUUGGCUUUGUAUAAAGUGCUGCUGCCUAUACUAUGACGCUUCAGUGGGUCCCGUGAUAACAUUAAAUAUUUGGAUGGAAUCUUUUAAAAUCAAUGUUUGGCUGUUUUGAAUUUGAGUACAUUAUGUAUUAAAAUACUAUGUUGAUCGAGGUCAUUUGGAUCUACUCUCUAUAUAUUUAGAAAUGUUCACUUAAUUACACAUUAUAUCUUCAUCCUUUAAAUAUCCUUUUGGGUGUGUUACAAGACUUUAACCAUGACAGUAAAUACACAAUACUUAAUAUUACAAGAGAGCAAUGAAUAUUGAGAGAGAAGGA